UCCUUUAUCUCUGUUAAUCUUCCUAAGUCCGUCUUUACUUCCUCUAAUUUUCUAUAUCAUCCAUUGGUACCGCUCCAAAAAUUUCAUUUAAAAAACAGAACGCCAAAAAAUAGAAACCGCCAAAAAAGCCGAAAAACCCUAAUUGAAAUCUAUUCCAAAUUUCAGGGAAUUUCUUCAAAAUUAAUUAUUAAUUAAUUCACUACUAAAUAUUUUUCUAAAUAAUUAAUAAUAUUUUAUGCUUGAAAUAACAAUCUCUCCUUUCUCUCGAUUAAUUGGCCGAGCAAUAAAAAAAUAUUAUUUAAUUUUUGUUUGCGUGAUGUCUCAAUAUUUGGGGGUUUUCGUGGGUCAUUUUAUGGUCACUCAUUCUUUUCUCAUUUAUCGUUUACCUUUGUCUAUUGCCUUGAGAGAUUCUUUCCCAAAAAUUUUUUGCCCGCACAUACAAAUAUAUACAUCUUUAGCACCCCCCCUUCCCUUCUCUCCUAUCGUUGCUCCCAAAAUUAUUUAUUAUGUGACCCUUCUUCCAAUUGUUAGUAUAUUUAUAAUAUUAAUUUCCCAAAUUUACGCAUGGUCAAUUACUCUACCCAUUAUUACUUUGACCAUUAUUUUUAGGUUCUAG
This is a messenger RNA of Meloidogyne enterolobii, 616 nucleotides long. The record is from the annotation of a GenBank genome assembly. NCBI's taxonomy places the organism in Eukaryota, Metazoa, Nematoda, Chromadorea, Rhabditida, Meloidogynidae.